AUGGCGGCGAAUCCCGCACAGAUGGGGCAGUUGACGCAGCUGCUCACGCAGACUGUGGCAGGAAAUAUGGAGGUCAUGAAGGCUGCGGAACAGCAAUUGCGAGCGGCAGAAGUGCAGUCAGGGUUCGGUUUAGUUCUUCUGGAGCUUCUCCGCUCUGGCAGUGUUGAAGCAGCUGCUAGGCAAGCUGGAGCCAUAUACUUUAAGAACUACAUUCGACGGCAGUGGUGCAUAGAAGGUGCUGGUGGUAUUGCCGCUUCUGACCGGCAAGCCAUCAAGCAGCACAUUCUUUCGCUGAUGCUCCAGGCACCGAAACAAGUCCAGGUUCAACUUUCGGCUGGUUUGGAAGAGAUUUCCAUCACAGACUAUCCAGCAGAGUGGCAGUCGCUUUUGCCUGAGAUUGUGCAGCACCUGAAGACUUCGCAGGACAUGUCCGUACUGAAAGGCACCAUGCAAACAGCACACACGGUCUUUCUGAAGUUUCGGGCUCAGGCCAGAUCGGAAGAUUUGCUCAGGGAAGUCAAGUACACCGUUGAAGGCUUUCAAGAGACCCACCUGGCAGUUUUCAAAGCAAGCUGUGGGCAAGUGCUUCAGGGCAAUCUGCCUCCGGAUCAGCUGAUCGCUCACUUUGAGCUGCUGUUGGCUACUACAGGUGCAUUUUAUUCCUUGAACGUCAUAGACCUACCAGAGUUCUUCGAGGAUCAUAGAGAGGAGUACUUCAGGGGCUUUCUUGAUCUGCUGAAGUUCCAACACGAGGCUGUUGCAGGCAAAGACCAGCAGGGUCUUCUCGAGCAGGUGAAAGGUGCUGUUUGUGAGUGCCUUGUUCUGUAUGCAGAGAAGUAUCAAGAGGAGUUUAUGCCUUUCCUGCUUCCCUGCGUCCAGGAGGUCUGGAGUCUUCUUGUAGGCCUCGACCAGCAGGAGAAAAACGACCAGUUGGUUGCCAAAGGGAUUCAGUUUCUUUCGUCAACUGCAGCGACUCAGUGGCCCCAGUCUCCUUUCGAGGAUCCCAACGUCCUGUCGGGCAUUUGUGAAAAGGUGGUCUUUCCAAAUGUCUUGCUGCGAGACUCAGACAUCGAGCUGUUUGAAGACAAUCCCCUAGAGUAUGUGCGGCGGGACAUGGAAGCCGCAGACCAGGAAACGAGGAGAAGAAGUUCCAUGGACUUGGUCAAGGCAAUGGGUCGUCUGAACGAAGCCAAGGUCACAGAGAUCUUGAUCGGUUACGUGAAAGCCCUGAUGGAAAAGGCAGCUUCAGCUGGUGCAGGACAGGCAGAGCGCUUCAAGGAUGCUUGCAUCUUUCUGUGCAUUGCCAUGGCCGUGCGGGAACAGACCCACAGAGAAGGUGUCACGGUGACGAACCAGAACGUGAAUGUGCUUCACUUCUUCACGUCACUGGUGGCGCCUGAGCUGACUGCGGAGCCUCUGUCGCAGCGCUCUGUUCUUCGAGCUUCGUGCCUGAAGUUUGUGACGGUGUUCAGAAACCAGCUUCCAAGAGAGCAAGUUGGCCAAGUACUGCCAGCCGUGUGCCGCCACAUCACUUCCGAGAGUCCUGUGGUGCACACCUACGCUGCGAUCUGCAUUGAGAAGCUCUUGAGAGUAAGGGAUGCAACGCCCCAGGGCCAGUUGAUGCCCCGCUACGACCCACCGUCCAUGAAAGGUCAGCUGCUCCAGAUGGUUCAGCCCAUUCUUCAAAUUAUUGCCAGCAAUAAGGGCAUACCCAUGAACGAGUAUCUCAUGCGGACUGUUGCACGAAUCUUCAGCUUUUUGAAGCAGCAGGGCAGCGAGUCGGGCUUGGCAACGCUGAGCCCGCUCUCGGCCAUCCUGUUGGCGAUGUCUGCCAAUCCUUCGAACCCUGUUUUCAACCAUUGCCUCUUUGAGGCGGUUGCCUCCAUCGUGAAGGUGUGUGUGCCAGCGCAGCCUGAUGCUGUGGAAAGCGCCCUGCUGCCCACCUUUGGGCAGAUCCUCGAGAGAAAUGUGGUGGAUUUCCUGCCGUAUACUUUUCAAAUUAUGGGCCUAUUGCUUGAUGCCUCGCCAAGUAUUAAGCCCCUGUACACGGAGCUUUUUGCAAGGCUUUUGACGCCUGAGCUCUGGCGGUCCCAGGCAAACGUGCCGGGCCUGAUUAGACUUUUGCGUGCUUAUUUUGCGAAGCACGCUGGUUUUGCCGAGCUGCUGAGGACGCACAUGCAGGCGAUCCUCGAAAGGUUCCAGUUCGUCCUUAUGAACCGGAAGACCGAGGUAGCAGCAUUAGAUUUGCUUAAUGCAAUGUACCAGUACCUGCCGAUCGAGUUUUACCAGCAGUUUCUGAAGACGUUGAUGACCGUUUUGUUGACUAGACUGCAAAGCAGCAAGUCACCAAAGUUCAAGCGGGACUUUGUUGUCUCAUGCUCGCUUUGCAUUCACAAGAACCAGUCAGUCAUACCUCUCUUCAAUGAGAUACAGGCUGGCCUGCUAAGCAACCUCAUGCUCAACAUUUGGCCACCCGUGCUGAAAAUGCCGCUGAGAACAGACGAACGCAAGGUGUGCGUCAUGGCGGUUGCCAAGCUUCUGUCCCUGGACGAGCUGAGACAGAACACGCAGCUGGUGGCUACUUGUGCCGUGGGGAUUGUCCAUCUGCUGGGCCUUUCAUCAUCGAACAACAAAUCAAAGUUGAACGGUGACGACGGUUCGGAUGAUGAGCCCCUGGAAAAUGGGGGUGCAGGUCAGGAGUAUGAGGUAUCCUUCAACAAGCUUCAGAACACUGACCUCCCUGGUGCUGCAGCUGGGCUGGCACCAGACGUCCCUGAGCUGCAGUCGGCGGCGAAGGCAGCCCUGAAGCCUGUCCUGGGGCGGCAGCAGGCGCUGGUGGAAUUUGUGGAGGAAGCGGAGGUGGUGGUGGAGGACGACUUCGGCAUUGUGCUGCCAUGCAGAUACGGCGUGGAGGAGGAGCUGUUGACGAUGAUGUGUUCAGCAGGAGAGCUGCCCUCUUCGGCGCGUGGCACUAUCCUCACGGAACCAAUGCUGGAGCAGGUCAUGGAAAGUGCUUGUUCCCAAAUUUCGCGAUGGAAUCCGGAGGAGUGGAAGAGCAUUGCGACUCUGCAGGAAGCCGGCAAAAAUCGAGCAUCUGUGGGCUCUGUUGAGCGGAAGACUGACCACCUGGCCUUGGCUGUGAAGCGGCUGCCCAACAGGUGGAUGAAGAAGCGGCACAGAGAGUUUGCAGAGAGCAACCCGCAAAGUUCAGAGAAGCCUUGGGUCGACAUUGGAAUGCUUCGGUACCUCAAUGCUCUGGGGUUUCCGCAUGUUUGCGAUUUGAUGGGCAUCUUCCGCGAUGAUGACUUCACUUAUGUAGCAACAGUGUUGGCCACUGAGGGAGAUCUUUUCCACUGGGUGGAGCAAGCUACCUGCUCACCUGGCAGGGAGCGCGAGAGCAUCAUUCGUCCUAUGGUGGCGCAGGUGUUUUCAGCCGUGAAAGAGCUUCAUGAGCUUGGAAUUGCGCACCGGGACAUCUCACUUGAGAAUCUACUGCUGACGCAGGGUCCAGAUGGAGGACCUCAAAUCAAGGUGAUCGACUUCGGCAUGGCCACGCUGUCACAGCGAUGCAGUGCUGAAGUUCGUGGCAAGCAGGCUUACCAGGCCCCUGAGAUGCAUACAGACAUUGAAUAUGACGCUUUCCUCGCGGAUAUCUUUGCGGCUGGAGUAGUUCUAUACGCCAUGGCUCUGAGCGACUACCCUUGGACAUGCACAAGAUCAGGAUCUUGCGGCAUGUACGAUUUCAUACAUUCUUGGGGUUUCCAAGAGUUCAUCAAGUACCGCAAGUGCCGAGCUGCCUCGAAGACUUACAUAGUCCAGGUGUUGUCGCCUUCACUAUGCGAGCUCAUGGAGGGUCUCCUUGAGCUGCACCCUGAAGAGCGAUUCUGCCUCGGAGAGUCCUGUUUUGAUGCACGUGGUGCGAAUGGCCGGUGGUCCGUCUGGGAUAUGGCAUGGAUGCAGCGAGCCCCGCGAGAGACUUGCACGCUUUGCUAG
Molecule: messenger RNA, 3993 nt
Organism: Symbiodinium pilosum
Lineage: Eukaryota; Dinophyceae; Suessiales; Symbiodiniaceae
Source: the annotation of a GenBank genome assembly